Messenger RNA from Monosiga brevicollis MX1, 1380 nucleotides. RefSeq lists its product as uncharacterized. The transcript is spliced from 4 exons. NCBI's taxonomy places the organism in Eukaryota, Choanoflagellata, Craspedida, Salpingoecidae. Gene Ontology annotation, cellular component: nucleus. Gene Ontology annotation, molecular function: protein serine/threonine kinase activity; transcription coactivator activity; protein serine/threonine/tyrosine kinase activity. The coding region runs from base 1 to 1380 and encodes 459 amino acids. Gene Ontology annotation, biological process: peptidyl-threonine phosphorylation; peptidyl-serine phosphorylation; protein autophosphorylation. The record is from RefSeq and is a predicted model, not a curated record.
AUGGAUACGAGCACGGACAACAAGAAAAAGGACGUGGCUGCUGCUGGUGCGCACGAAGCCACCUCUGCCAAAAAACCCGCCGUCACGCGGCCGCCCCGUGACUCGCGAGACCGGCCCAUGAACAAACUUUCCGUCAACCUCAUUGUCACAUACCGCCACAUCAACGAGGUUUACUACGCCAACAAACGCGCUCGCAAGGCCCGGGCCAAGAAGAACAAUGGCUACGACGAUGAAAACAACGACUACAUCGUCAGGAUAGGCGAGCUCUGGAAUGAUCGCUACGAGAUUCGUGGUCUCUUGGGCAAGGGUUCUUUUGGACAGGUUGUGGAAGCUGUGGACAAGGAAACUGAUACCCGCGUGGCCGUCAAAAUCAUCAAAAACAAGUCGGCUUUUCGCGAACAAGCACGCAUCGAGAUUGAGCUCCUCAAACGGGUGGCAACCAAGGACCCCACAGACUCGUACCACAUGGUCCGCAUGCUCAGGUGGUUUGAACACAAGGACCACCUUUGCAUUGUGUUUGAGCUCUUAUCCUUCAACCUUUACGACCUUAUCCGCAACACCAACUUUCGUGGCGUUUCCCUCAACCUCAUCCGCAAGUUUGCCAUCCAAAUCCUUCGUGGUCUUGCCUUUUUGUCACGCGAUGACAUCUCCAUCAUCCACUGUGACCUCAAACCCGAAAACAUCCUGCUCCGCAAUCCCAAGAGAACGGCGCUGAAGCUGAUUGAUUUUGGCAGUAGUUGUUACAUUGGCAAAACGAUGUACCCAUACAUCCAAAGUCGAUUCUACCGCUCGCCAGAGGUCCUAUUGGGCCUGCCCUAUGACCAAGCCAUUGACAUGUGGAGCUUGGGCUGCAUCUUGUUUGAAUUGCACACGGGUGACCCGAUCUUCAACGGUGUCUCGGAGCGUGACCAGGUGUACAAGCUCACCGAGCUGUUGGGCGUUCCCCCCGUGCACAUGCUUGAAAAGGGUCGCAAAGCCGCCAACUUUUUCCGCAAGCUCGGGGAUGGUAGCUAUGAGCUUCUCCCCACCAAGCGCACAUACCUCAAACCCGGCUCCAAAAGCCUCUCAAACAUGCUCAACGCGAACCAGGGUGGUCCCGGUGGUCGCCGCAUGGAUGAGCAAGGACACAAGCCCGAUGACUAUGCCCGCUUUAUUGACCUCUUGCGGGGUCUUCUCGAAUAUGACCCCGAGAAGCGACUCAAGGCUGCAGAUGCUUUAAACCACCCGUUUAUCGUACACGCCGAUGCUGCCUCGCGGCGCUCGGACACAGCAGCCCACGAUGCAGGCUCAGCCCGUGCCGCAGGCGUACCCGAUCAGCUGGCGCGCCUAAACCGGAUGUCCAAUGCUGUUGCAAAAACCAGUGGCCGCGCCUCGGUAUGA